Messenger RNA from Columba livia (rock pigeon), 2635 nucleotides. It is a transcript of the gene PRCP, whose product is annotated as prolylcarboxypeptidase. Bases 159 to 1592 code for a protein of 477 amino acids. Gene Ontology annotation, biological process: proteolysis; negative regulation of systemic arterial blood pressure; angiogenesis involved in wound healing. The transcript is spliced from 9 exons. Gene Ontology annotation, molecular function: serine-type exopeptidase activity; dipeptidyl-peptidase activity. The record is from RefSeq and is a predicted model, not a curated record. Lineage: Eukaryota; Metazoa; Chordata; Aves; Columbiformes; Columbidae.
GCCGUUUGCUCCAGGCGCAGGCGCCGGCUCCGCCUAGUCCGCUGGGUCCUACCGCCCGCCGCUCCCCGCGGGGCCGACCUGGGGCAGCUCCGCGGGCGGGGGGAACGGGGCCGCUAUAAAGCGGUGUGGCGGCUGGGUGGCCUCCGCUCUUCCCGGCCAUGCCGCGGCUCCUUCUCUUUCUCCUGCUGCUCGGCGCGUCCGGCGCGCUGCCCGCCCUGCCCCACCGCCGGGGAGCCCGGACGCCAACCGCCCCGUACCUCAUACGGUACUUCCAGCAGCAGGUGGAUCACUUUGGAUUUGAUGAUAAUCUUACAUUCCAGCAGCGGUAUCUCAUAGCAGAUCAGCACUGGAAGAAAAACAAUGGACCGAUACUGUUUUAUACAGGCAAUGAAGGGGAUAUCACGUGGUUCUCCAACAAUACAGGUUUUAUGUGGGAUGUGGCUCAGGAACUUAACGCCAUGUUAGUAUUUGCUGAACAUAGAUAUUAUGGAGAAUCUUUGCCCUUUGGGAAUGAGUCUUACAGUGACUCCAAGCGUCUGAAUUACCUGACGUCAGAACAAGCUCUGGCAGACUUUGCGGUACUGAUUGAGCACUUGAAGUCGACCAUUGCAGGAGCCCGUUACAGUCCUGUCAUCGCUAUAGGAGGAUCUUACGGAGGAAUGCUUGCAGCCUGGUUUAGGAUGAAGUACCCCCAUCUGGUAGUUGGAGCUCUGGCAGCCUCUGCCCCAAUCUGGCAGUUUGGUGAUUUGGUUCCAUGUGGCGCUUUCUUCAGCAUAGUGACAAAGGAUUUCAAAAGGAGCGGGACAGGCUGCGCAGAGAGCAUCCGUAAUUCCUGGAGCGCCAUUGACCGCCUUUCCUCAACAGAUGAAGGUUUACUGUGGCUUUCCAAGACAUUUCAUUUGUGCAGCCCAUUGAAAAAUCUUGAGGAUGUCGCUGUAUUGAAGAGAGGGCUGAGUGAUACCUGGAUAAACUUGGCUAUGAUGAACUAUCCCUAUAAAUCUGACUUCUUAGAGCCUCUGCCAGCUUGGCCUAUAGAGGAAGUCUGCAAGUUCUUGAAGGAUCCCAGUCUCUCCGACAAAUUGCUGCUGCAGAAUGUUUUCCGGGCAAUAAAUAUAUACUACAAUUAUUCAGGACAAAUCCUAUGUUUUGACAUGGCUGAGACUGCAACAAAGAGUCUGGGCCACUUGGGUUGGAACUAUCAGACUUGCACUGAGAUGGUGAUGCCAUUGUGCACAGAUGGUGUCAAUGACAUGUUUGAGCCUCAGAAGUGGGACCUGAAGGCACGUUCAGAAGAGUGUUACAAGCUGUGGGGAGUGAGGCCUCGCCCUUCUUGGAUUAUUUCUAUGUAUGGAGGGAAAAACAUCCAUUCACACAGCAACAUCAUCUUCAGCAACGGUGGCAUGGACCCAUGGUCUGCAGGUGGGGUGACCCGGAACAUCAGCCAUUCCCUCGUGGCCAUCAUGAUCCCCGAGGGAGCCCAUCACCUGGACCUACGUGGCCGCAACCCUUCGGACCCCAAAUCUGUGCAGCAAGCUCGAGACUUGGAGCUCUGCUACAUGAAGCAGUGGAUUAAAAUGGCCAGGCACCACUGAAGUGGUGCUGCAACAGCUGCAGCCAUUGUGCCCCCGUUGGCUUUGCUGGCGGCAGGGCCAGGCCUUAUGGCACGGUUGUCUGAGCAUUUCACUCCUGUUUCCUCCCCCGUGCUGCAGUGCUAACCAGCGCUUGUGCCCAUGAGAGACGCAGAGUGAUGGAGAGCGUUCUCUGAUAAUAAACUUUAGUUGAAGUGCAUGGCUUGAGCUGCCUCCUCUGGUUUGCUUUCCUCUUAAAUGCUGUCCUUUCUCCUGAAGAGCUCCUGUUCUGGGCUUCAUUUCUUCCUUGCUGCACUUGCUGGUUGUCCUGGCUGUUAGUAUGUGUUAUAUAUACAGUGGAUUAAAUGGCAGUGCUGUUGAUGAUGAAACUCCUGCUGCCUUCAGUGGGACUGAAUUUCAGACACCCUCAGCUGGUGCAGGCUGCCACGGCCGGGACGUGGAGAUAAUGGGAGACAGAAAUCACAUCUCACCGUGAUGUUUGGUGGGGAAACUGGCUGUGCCAUUUGUAAAGAAACUAAACAGCCCUUACCCUUUGGAAUGAACGCUGGAAAAUAAGUAAAUAUCUUCUUUUUAAUUUUUUUUUUUUCUGUAGUUUUCUGGCAGGUUGUUAAUCAAAGCUCCCUCAGGUGGCUUUUCUAUUCUGUGCUGCACUGAAUGGUCGGGGCUGGGCCCGGACUCACUCUGCUGUUAACUGGCUGAGUGUGCACAAUCUGCAUCAGGGUUUUGUUUCUUCCUUUGCUGGUUGUCCUAAUUCUGAAAUGUUUGCCACUGUGAUGGUUGCCAAAGAAAACUCUGGGCGUGUUUUGUGUGUGUGUAUACAUGUGUGUCCCCCACAAACACUUAACUUUUCCAAACCAGGAAGCUUUCGAAGCUAUUCUCUUGAAGAGCGAAUGUGACACUUGUGCUGGCUAGAUCUUAUGAAGUGACAAAUAAUUGGGGCUGUGCCUUGUGUGGGUUCCUCCCUCUCCCCCAUUCUGUGUAUUGUUCCAAUUCUGCAUGAUCUGUUUGCUGAUGGCUCUUCAAUAAAAGCCCUUUUUUUAAAAAAA